AAACAAUGAACAUCACCUCAGUUCUCCGUCGGGCUCGUAAUUACUGGUUUAUUACACUUCGAUUAGAGGUCCGAGCAAUCAAUGGCGACAACAAACGGUGACGUUUUAAUGCUAGAGGCACCGCCGGAGUCCCGGCCGGCGGUGUGUAGUAGUGCUGAAGUGAUCGAUGCUUUGCCGUACAUUGAUGACGACUACGGUGACCCCAAAGUUAAAGAAGAGGUGGACCGUUUGGUCGAAGAGGAGAUGCGCCGCAGCUCCAAAAAACCUUCCGAUUUCCUCAAGGACCUCCCUCCUCUUCCUAAAUUCAACUUCGAGAAUCACCCGAUGCUUGCGAGGGAAUAUGAGAGGGUGAGAGCUGGAAAGCCGCCGGUACAGAUAGAUACUUCACGAUAUGGACUUGAAGUGCCGCCACUGAACAAACGCAAUGAUGAAACUGCAUGGAAACAAGCGCUUCAAAAAGCUCAGCGUUUACUGCAGCAUCAAGUAAUCAGGCUAGAAAAUCUGGACCUGAUGUCAAAGCAUGGUCCUGAUGUGUGGAAGCUGCACAAUCAACGACUGGAAGCAUUUUUAGCCAGAAUGCAAUCACAAGCUGUUGAACUGAAUGAAAUGAUUGAAACCGUAAACAGGGAAAGGAAAUAUCAUCAGCAAACUACUGCAUAUGAGCUCAGUGCGUUGUCCAUGCAAUGGAAAGAGCUCUGUCUGAAAAAUAUGGAAAUCCAAUCUGCUUGUGGGGAACUGGAAGACCACAUAGAACAACUGAAGAAGGAGGCUCAAGAGAGGGACUGGAAUUUGGAGGCUAAUGUUGAGAAUAGCAAAAUGCUGUAUGCAGAAUGAUGAGGUGUAGGUCGAGCAAUCAUGAAGAUUUGCGUAUACUGGAUUUAGAUGGAGAAGUUGGACAAAGAUUUAAAGUCCUUGCUUUAGGUCGGUAUGACAAGCUUUGACCAUGUUUUUAGUUGCAAUAUUCCCUGUUAGCCAUUACUUAUUAAUGUUACUGAGGAAUGUCUCCAAUGUGAAAAAGGUCACUACCAGCCUCUGUAUCUCCCAGUUCUCGGUAUACCUGUUCAUUUCCUUAUCACGGUAACAACUCUUUUAUGAAUAGCUAAUUUUUGCCAGUCAAAUCGGUGAUUUAAUA
Nicotiana tabacum (common tobacco) is the source of this 1132-nucleotide messenger RNA. RefSeq names its product pre-mRNA-splicing factor SPF27 homolog. Gene Ontology annotation, cellular component: precatalytic spliceosome; Prp19 complex; catalytic step 2 spliceosome. The record is from RefSeq and is a predicted model, not a curated record. Lineage: Eukaryota; Viridiplantae; Streptophyta; Magnoliopsida; Solanales; Solanaceae. Gene Ontology annotation, biological process: mRNA processing.